This is a messenger RNA of Necator americanus (New World hookworm), 1392 nucleotides long. RefSeq lists its product as uncharacterized. Lineage: Eukaryota; Metazoa; Nematoda; Chromadorea; Rhabditida; Ancylostomatidae. The record is from RefSeq and is a predicted model, not a curated record. The transcript has 12 exons. The coding region runs from base 1 to 1392 and encodes 463 amino acids. Gene Ontology annotation, molecular function: protein serine/threonine phosphatase inhibitor activity.
AUGGCGGACGAUCUUAAUGGGAUCACUGCUGCAUCUGUGAAUGCUGUUGUGAGCAAUACUUCAACUGAAACACAGAAUGUCUUCGAUAAGGACCUACCUUCUGAGGGAUGCUCCCCGGCACCUUCAAACUGUUCCUUCAUCAGUGAACAAGAAGUCACAGAAGCCAGCUUCCUUCAUCGUCAGUCGCCAUUCCUUCCACUUAGUCAGGCAUCGCCUGGUGCUUUUUCCUCACUUCCUCGCCCAGAUUUUCUAAACACCUCUAUUGCCGAUUCCGAAACUUCGUCGCGGUCAUCCCUUGAUGGUUCGUUCUUAUCAAAGGAGUCUUCAGAAUGCACGGAGAAGUUCCGAGCUCGUAGGUCAAUCCGAAAACUAUCGUCGUCGUCAAGUGACUCAGAUGGAAGUGAGCUAACCGUAGGAGGCGGUUCACUGGAUGGAGACGAACCGAUUUUGAGGAAGUUGAGCAAAUCGAAACUGACGGACUCUAGUCUUCCCGUUGCUCGUCGACUAGACGCUCCAAGAGGUCGCAUCGCUAAUAUACGCAGAGAGAGCGAUUGCUCAAUAAGUAAUGAGGUCGAACAUGAACGUCUUGUGAAGACAUCCCAACAGGUAUCGUGUGGUUUCGACGAUAUCACACUGGAAUCGUCGUCUUCCAUGAUGCGUCGACGUGCGCCAUCGGUUUCGUCGGUAGGCGAGCCGAUAUCGAUUGUGACAAACGUUUUUCUGCCGCAUAGUUGUUCGCCGAGUCCGACCAGAGUGACAGACAUGCACAAGCAGUGUUACUCCCCCUCAACUCAUCAAAUGGUUCGACCCAAUAUACCGUAUUCUGCCACUCCAAGUCCAACGCAAAGUCCAACAAGGCAGCGAUUGCUAAGAAGUUUGUCGCCUAUAACAACAAAGUCGGCGCUGAAAAGACGUUAUACUGGCGGAGUUGAUGAGGUUGAGUCGAAGCGAAGCUGUGGAGGUGGUGGCCUUGCCAAUCCAUUUGUGAGGAAUUCUACUUCUCCGCUUGUGACAGACCGUACUUUUCCGUACCCGCCAGCGGUCUCACAGGAAUUCGCCCAACCGAGCACUGUAUCUGUCAACUGGCAUCCCUCUACUCUUUGUCGACGCGCGACCAACUUAGAAAACCUUUUGGAACGCCGCUCUAGUAACGAUUCGGUCAAUGACGAACAGAAGAUCGUGGAUGAAACGGAUUCAAGUGAGACACAGGCUGAAGAAAUGUCGUCGGAAGAAGACGUCCGGCAGCACUCAUCCACUGAUGAUCAGGAUGAGAUGCAAAAAUGCACUUCUUGCAGUACGGAGUGUAGAUGUGUUGGACAAUCAUCCAGUGAAGAAACAGAACCAGAGCGGGUCUAUGGUUGCCCGUAUGAGCCAUUUCUGCGAGCAGAUUGA